Archocentrus centrarchus (flier cichlid) is the source of this 875-nucleotide messenger RNA. RefSeq names its product Fc receptor-like protein 5. Gene Ontology annotation, cellular component: external side of plasma membrane. Gene Ontology annotation, biological process: immune response; cell surface receptor signaling pathway. NCBI's taxonomy places the organism in Eukaryota, Metazoa, Chordata, Actinopteri, Cichliformes, Cichlidae. The transcript is spliced from 6 exons. Gene Ontology annotation, molecular function: transmembrane signaling receptor activity. The record is from RefSeq and is a predicted model, not a curated record. Bases 1 to 849 code for a protein of 282 amino acids.
AUGGAGGAAACAUCUCUGCUGUGGCUGCUCUUUCUGAUCUCACUGCUGAGCUGCAGCACAAACCAAGCUCGUCUGACUGUGAGUCCCAGCAGCUCUCAGUUCUUUAAAGGAGACUUUGUGUCUCUGAGCUGUGAGGAGGACGACAGCUCUGCUGGAUGGACUCUGAGGAGAAACACAAGCAAAGAACAGAGGACUCAGUGUGGAGAUGGGUGGGGAGAAGCAGCUGGUUCUUCCUGUAACAUCACUGUUUUCCCAUUGGACAGUGGAGUUUACUGGUGUGAGUCCAGAGAGGGUGCCAUCAGUAACAUGGUUAAGCUCACAGUCUCUGGUGGAUCAGUGAUCCUGCAGAGUCCUGUCCUCCCUGUGAUGGAGGGAGAUGACGUCACUCUGCUCUGUCAAACAAAGACCACUCCCUCCAACCUCCCAGCUGCUUUCUAUAAAGAUGGCUCCCUCAUCAGGAAGCAGCCUACAGGUCACAUGACCAUCCAGCAUGUUAACAGGUCUGAUGAAGGCCUCUACAAGUGUGACAUCAGCGGUCAUGGAGAGUCUCCAUCCAGCUGGAUCACUGUCACAGGUAGACCUACAACCACAGCACCACCUAGCACCACUGCUCUGUCCACCACCUCAUCUUUGCCUCCUGAUUCCUCCAUCCUCCAACUUGUGAUCAGACUGCUCAUCCAUCUGGUGGUGUUCUCUCCAUAUUUCAUCUCCACUCUCCUGAUGGUGUCUUUAUAUCGACACAGAGCCUCAGGAAAUGACCUUUGUGCCACAAUCCCACCCACUCAGCCUGAGCAGGGAUGGGAUAUGGAUGACGAGUAUGAUGAUGUCACCACAGAGCAUCACUUCUGAAUCAGAGCUCUAUUGUGUGUCUGUGG